Molecule: messenger RNA, 507 nt
Organism: Hibiscus syriacus
Lineage: Eukaryota; Viridiplantae; Streptophyta; Magnoliopsida; Malvales; Malvaceae
Product: gibberellin-regulated protein 14-like
Exons: 4
Coding region: 1-468 (155 amino acids)
Source: RefSeq, a predicted model, not a curated record
AUGGCUUCCAAAGCUCUGCUAUUUCUAUUGGCUACUCUUCUGCAACUUGCUUCAGAGGUUUCAUCUAAUGAAAAGGAAAAGAGGAUUGAGAUGAAAUAUGUUAAAGUUCCUGAACCAGCAACUCCAAUCCCAGUGAAGGCACCACCACACCCAGCUCCUGCACCACCAGUCAAGUCACCAUCUCCACCGUAUAAACCUCCAACUCCGGCACCCGCACCUCCAACCACAACUCCCCCUUACAAGCCACCAAGUCCACCACUUCCACCGGUUAAAACAAGGAAGGAUUGCAUCCCUUUAUGUGGAGAAAGGUGCAAAUUACACUCAAGGACUAACCUAUGCAUGAGAGCUUGCAUCACAUGCUGCGAUAGAUGCAAAUGUGUUCCACCGGGGACGUAUGGGAACCGAGAGAUGUGUGGGAAAUGUUACACUGACAUGAAAACCCACAACAAUAAGCCCAAGUGCCCUUGAAAACACACACUUAGGGUUUCCUAUUUGGUUUUAAGCUAA